CAUCUUGGUGCCAGGAUAACAACCUCCAUCUCAACGUCAGCAAAACCAAGGAGCUGAUUGUGGAUUGCAGGAAGCAGCAAAGAGAGGGACACGCCCCCCAUCGCCAUCAGUGGGACUACGGUAAAGAGAGUCAGCAGCUUCAGGUUCCUCAGUGUCCAUCACGGACACGGCUGCAUCACGGCCUGGUACGGCAGCUGCACCGCCCUCAUUCGUAAGGCUUUCCAAAGGGUGGUGAAAACUGCACAGAACAUCACCAGGGCGGAGCUGCCAUCCAUGGAGAUGCAGGCGUUCCUUCACAAGAGGAGAGAUGAGAUUCACACCACUCAACAGGAAAUCAAACAUCUAUCUGAAGGACUGCAAAGUCUGCAUGAGGAGAAGAACCGCUCCCUGACGGACAUCAUGGUGCAGGUGCUGCUCAAACAGGGCCAGGUGGAGGUGUACACCACCGAGCUGACCCCCGACUACACCGACUGUGUGCAUCUCCACAGGACCGUAGUGGAGGACCUCAACAGAACCAUCAGGACACAGGGAGAUCAGAAGAUUGCCUCCAUGGUGGAGUAUAAAGAUUUCCGUAAGGGGAUCAUCAGGCAGCAGUGGGAGCACAGGAUGUUGACGAUGCAGAUAGAAGACUUCAACAACAAGGCGAGAGACGCCCAGAUGUUACGGCUUUCUGAGGAGCAACAGGAGUAUCUCAACAAGACAGAUCAUGGCAGUCGGGUGUCACACCAGGUUAAAUUCUGGAAAAAACUGUAGCUUUCCAGGAAAAGUAAACAAAAGUUGCUAUGUAACCUCAUGAAUAAGCUUUGCAUUGUGUACUUUAAAUACCUGACCGUUAAAUGAAUAUACAUAUUGUGUUCUACUUUUAGACUCAUCGCCAGAGUGUGCAGCAUCGCAUAAAAAAGAUUGAACAGCUUAAAAGGCAGGCAGCAAUGAAAGCUGAGAAGAACACAGCUGUAGAAGAGAAGCUACCCAAUAUGCAGGUGACGAUGGCAGAGACGAGCCACAUCUACGGAGGACUAGCUUCAGAGGCAAACCUGGCAGCUAGAGAACAGAAGCACUACCAGGAAAUCGUUCAGAGGAAGAACUUGGAG
Messenger RNA from Gymnodraco acuticeps, 1091 nucleotides. RefSeq names its product cilia- and flagella-associated protein 43-like. The transcript is spliced from 5 exons. Gene Ontology annotation, cellular component: axoneme. Gene Ontology annotation, biological process: cilium assembly; sperm axoneme assembly. The record is from RefSeq and is a predicted model, not a curated record. NCBI's taxonomy places the organism in Eukaryota, Metazoa, Chordata, Actinopteri, Perciformes, Bathydraconidae. Bases 274 to 753 code for a protein of 159 amino acids.